Molecule: messenger RNA, 3437 nt
Organism: Didymodactylos carnosus
Lineage: Eukaryota; Metazoa; Rotifera; Eurotatoria; Philodinida; Philodinidae
Source: the annotation of a GenBank genome assembly
AUGUUUUUAAAAACUGCAGGACAAGACGAGACGAAAAAUUCUUUUGCAAGAUGGGACGAAAAUCUCGUUCCGUUCUGUCCCGUAAGCGUCACUAGUCAAUAUGAAAAAAUUGCAAUUAUAAAGCAAGCUGUUGUAAUUACUAGUAAAUUUCCUCCACGAAAUAUUCAAUUAUUAUCAUUAUUAAUAUUGUUGAAUUCCGAAAAUGGAAUGGGACGUCUUUGUCCAAUAAAUACUGGUGAAGGAAAAACAACAAUUGUUGCUAUGUUAGCUGCAAUUAAAGCACUUGAUGGACAUAAAGUUGAUAUUGUUACGAGUUCUCCAGAAUUAGCUAAACCACAAGCAGAACAACCAAAAAGUUUUUAUGAUAAAUUUGAUUUAACAGUAUCACAUAAUGGAAAAUGUGAAAUAGAAAUAAAAGAACAAUAUAAAGCUGAUAUUGUUUAUGGUGCAGCAAGUGAUUUUCAAGGAGAUAUUUCACGAGAUGAAUAUAGUAAAUUGGGUACACGUUCUGAUAGAAAAUGUGAUGUUGCUAUUGUUGAUGAAGUUGAUUCAAUGUUAAUUGAUGAAACAAAAGAAGAAUUUAUAAAAAAAUGUACCAUAACACAUAUAAAAAAAUUACUUCGAGUUACAGAAAAUUUAUCGGAUAAUGAUAAAAUAAUUUCUAAUGACUAUCCGGAGAUAAAAAUUCCUAAACAUUUACGAGAAUUAGUAAUGGAUGUUCAAUUAACAAAAUGGAUUGAUAGUGCCAUUCAUGCAAAAUAUCGAUGUAAAAAUGAACAACAUUAUAUUGUUAAAGAUGGAAAAAUUGCACCGGUUGAUGCAAAUAAUACUGGAAUUGUACAACAAAAUAUGCAUUGGAGUAAUGGAUUAUAUCAGUUUUUACAAAUAAAACAUGGUGCAAAAAUAACUGCAGAAAGUUUAACAACAAAUUUUAUUUCAAAUGUAACAUAUUUUAGACGUUAUGGUUCAAAUAUUUAUGGAUUAACUUGGAAACAAAAACAAUAUCAAGAAUUAAUGCCAAUAAUUACGAAGACUGAAGAAAAUUGGUAUACAAAUAUUGUUGAAAGUUCAAUAAAUAAAUUAAUUAAUGGUCAAGGAGUGUUAAUUAUUACAAAAUAUAUAAAUGAAGUUGAUGAAAUUAAAAAUAGAUUAAUAAAAGCAGAAUAUGAUAUAACAAAAAUAAAAACCUAUAGAACAGAAAUUGAUUCAAAAAUUAUCGAAGAAGAAUUGAAACCAGGUGAAAUAAUUAUUGCAACAAAUAUUGCUGGUAGAGGAACUGAUAUACGAGCUGAGAAAAUUGAAAAAAAUGGUGGAUUACAUGUUUGUGUUACAUUUUUACCACCAAAUGAAAGAGUUGAACAACAAAAUGUUGGAAGAACAUCAAGAACAGGAAAUAAAGGAAUCGGUCAAUUUAUUUUAUUAGAAACAACAGAAAAUGAUUUUGAAAUAUUAAAACAAAUUCGAGACAAACAAGAAGAAGAUGGAAUUCAUAAAGCAGAAACAGAAAUUGAAAAAGUAACAAUCAAAGAUACAAUAUUUGCAGAAUUUUGUAAAUUAUUAACUGAAAUUAAUCAGACAAAUAUUCCACAUAUUAAACAUAAAAUUCGAGCAGUUGAAGAUAGAUUUGAUAAAGAAAAUGAUAAAUUAAUUGAAAAUCCACAUUUUUAUGUUUUAAUUGGUAAUGAUUUAUUAAAAGAGAAAAAAAAUAAUGAAGCAAUUGAAGAAUUUAGAAAAGCAAUUGAAAUUGAUAAACAUUUUCAAGUUAAUGCUUUUUAUAAUCGUGGAUAUGCACGAAUUGCUCAAUAUGGUAGUAACAUGAACAAAUAUGAAACUGAAAUAACUGAAGCAAUUAAUGAUUUUAAACAAGCUAAACAAAUAAUUGAAGAUAAUUUAGAAUCAAUGUUAAACAUUUUUCAACUAGCAGCAAAUUCAGAAGUAUUAUCAGAACAAGUUUCAAAUAAAUUGACACUUUAUGGAAUACAAAAAAAUACUAUUGAAAUGGCAAUUGGUGUUGGAAGUAUUGAUGAAGAACUAAAAGGAUUAGAAAAUCGAAAAAAACAAAAAGAUAUAACACAAAAUGAUAUUCAAGCAAUCGAUAAUGAAAUCAAAUGUUUAGAAGACAAUAAAAAAGCAAUAGGAGAUGGAGCUAUCGGUGAGGCAAUAAAUAAAAAAAGAAAUAUUGAAAUUGAAUUUCUAGAGAUAGAAAAAUCAUUACCCGAAGAUCAAAAGAUUGAAUUAUAUAAAGAUGAAAUAAGUGAAUAUAAAAACAAUGGUUUUAGAGGAAACUUUAAAAUUACAGAAAUAAAACCAAUUCCUUGGUCAAAAGUAAUUUGUUUAGCGCUUAUUGGUCUUGCUCAAAUAAUUAUAGGAGGAGCACUUGCAGUAUUUAUUCUCGGAGUCGGCUCUACCAUUGGUAUGGGAUUAAUAUCCGAAGGAAUUAGUGAUAUAAUAAUAGCGGUUAAAGAUGGUAUUAUUAAUAGAGAUUUUAGUUGGGCAUCAUAUGCCAUACAGAAAGCGAUUAGUUUGACUGUUUCUAUUGUAUGUGCAGGACUUGGAGCGAUAAAAGAUGUCGCUAAAACUGCAAUUGCUGGAGUUAAAGCAGCAACUACAGCAAUUACUGUAACAGUAAAAGAAGGAUGUAAAAUAGCAGCAAGAGCUGUUGGUACUGCUUUGGCUAAAGGUGUAGCCAAAGAAUUAGUAACAGCGCUUACUGAUUAUGGUGUGAAUAAAGCUUUGAUGCCAAGUAAAUUAGAUGGACAAUAUCGAAAUAAUCAUUAUGAAAAAUUAAUUAAAGAUAAAGCAAUGGAACUUUUGAAUCCACAAAGUGAAUCAAAACAUGCUCUAUUAACCAUAACAGAGGGUAUCGCUAAGGGAAUAGCAACAAAUAAAAUAUCAGGAUUAUCUUCAGUAUUACAAAUUAAUGAAGCACGAUUAGCUUUAGAUGAAUUAGACAAAUUUCUACCGAAUUUUAUUAAUAAUUUAAAUAAAGAAAUUGAAAAAUUAUAUAAAGAGCAAAAUGUUCAGAAAAAAAUUGACGAUCUCAACAAAAAACAACGACAACAACAACAAACGAAUGUACAACAAAACACAACAACUGUUAACAAACGAAAUACAAUAAAAGAAGAAACAAAUGGUAAUUAUACUUCUGAUUUUGUUGUAGAAAAAUCCAAAAAAGAUAUUGACAUUUAUAUAGAACAAAAUGAAGAAAAAAUGAAAUUUGAACGAGAAAAUAAAACUCCAGAAGGACUACGUAAAUCUUUGGCACUCAGUGUAUCUACAAAUAUGUGUAAUAUUAUAAAAAAUAAAUUAACCCUUUGGGGACGGGUGACGUUUUAAAACGUCAAAAAUCGGAAUAAGUCGUGUUUUCCAAAACUUUCUUUUGAAGAAACGUCUCUCAAAACUAGAUCAUAAUCAAAUUUCAAAUAUAUCAUCUUAUG